Molecule: messenger RNA, 3593 nt
Organism: Macrobrachium nipponense
Lineage: Eukaryota; Metazoa; Arthropoda; Malacostraca; Decapoda; Palaemonidae
Product: casein kinase I
Exons: 6
Coding region: 114-833 (239 amino acids)
Biological process (GO): signal transduction; peptidyl-serine phosphorylation; negative regulation of canonical Wnt signaling pathway
Cellular component (GO): nucleus; cytoplasm
Molecular function (GO): protein serine/threonine kinase activity; ATP binding
Source: RefSeq, a predicted model, not a curated record
GGCAUCCACAACUUCUGUAUGAGAGUAAAGUUUUACAAGAUUCUCCAAGGUAAGGAGUUGGUAUUCCCCACAUAAGAUGGUUUGGGCAAGAACAACAGUAUAACAUAUUAGUUAUGGACUUAUUGGGACCAUCUUUGGAAGAUCUCUUCAAUUUUUGUAGUCGUCGGUUCACCAUGAAGACUGUAUUAAUGUUAGCAGACCAGAUGAUUGGCCGUAUAGAAUUUAUUCAUAACAAGAACUUCAUUCAUAGAGAUAUUAAGCCAGAUAAUUUCCUUAUGGGUAUUGGUCGCCAUUGCAACAAGCUGUUCCUCAUUGAUUUUGGUUUGGCGAAGAAGUACAGGGAUAACCGAUCAAGAGCGCACAUACCGUAUCGAGAAGAUAAAAACCUCACUGGUACUGCUCGUUAUGCAUCUAUCAAUGCACAUCUGGGUAUAGAGCAAAGUCGGCGAGAUGACAUGGAGUCACUUGGCUAUGUAUUGAUGUACUUCAAUCGAGGAUCCUUGCCCUGGCAAGGUCUUAAGGCUGCCACUAAAAAACAGAAGUAUGAGAAAAUUAGUGAAAAGAAAAUGUCCACUCCUGUUGAGUCUCUCUGCAAGGGCUUCCCUGCUGAGUUUGCUAUGUAUCUCAACUAUUGCCGAGGAUUACGAUUUGAUGAGGCUCCAGACUACAUGUACCUGCGUCAGUUGUUCCGCAUAUUGUUCCGCACACUCCAUCACCAGUACGACUACACUUUUGACUGGACGAUGCUGAAGCAAAAGGCAGCGUCCACUGCGGCAGCAGCUGGAACCACUCCCCAACCUGCAGCGACCCAAGGGACACAGAAACAACUCUGAGGGCUUGGAUGAAGGUGAUUGGAAGAGAAGCUUGGAGCUAGCUAGUGGUAAUCCCCAUUCUUUAAAUCAUAAAAGGACAAAGAAAUGGAGGACUUGAACCGUAUCCGCUUGUCCAAAGGAUUUGGCAACAGUGAUAAAAAGGAAUUAAGGAAGAAAAAUUUCUCUGUCAUUUCCCAGUCAAAAAUUCUUGCAAAUCGUUAAUGCAGCUCACCCUGGCAAGAUGACUUUGCGGAGAGCACUGCUUAGUCUCAAUUUUUAUUUUUUCUUGAACUGGAUAAAUUUUUUUCAUUGCAAGUUUUUGUGAUUAUAUGUGGUGUUUGGUGAAUAAAAAACUAUUGCAUAGUGAACGAAAGGUGGUUUUAAUAUUUUUUAUUACUUUAGAGUAUAAAGUGAAAGCUGAAAACUUUAACACUGGCACAAGGGUAAAUAAAAAAAAAAAACCUCGAGAAAGAACAAAAUCUAUUGUCUUUAUUUCUGAAGGAGAAUGAAAUCAAAGGUUUUGGCUGAUUUUGUUUUUUGGUUAUUUUAGUUUCAAAAUAACAUAAUAGAAAAAAGAAAAAAUUAAUCUUAAAAUCCACUCUUUAAAAACCAAAAAAAAAAAACAAAAAAAUUAGUAAUGCUUCAUCUUAUUGUGUACAGAACCUUAGUGAUAUUUAUUAGAAAAUCUAUACAGUUUAUUUCAGUGAAAGGGAAAUUUGCUAUUUUGUUUUGCUGAAGUUCUACGCAGUCUGUCCUGAGUUGAUGCUGUAGCAACUGGUAAUACUGAGGAAUAUGAUUUUGGUGUUAAUAUUAAUUGAAAAUUGUAAGACUUACUUGUAAUUAUGUAUCAUACAGUCAGUUAUUUUGCAAAGAGGAGUGUUCCUUAGUCUUUUGUCAUUUUAAUUUUUGUGAUUGGUUUCUUUUUGUGCAAGAUUCAGUGUUUAACCUACAUAACCCAAGCAAAUUCUUGUAUAAUCUUUGCUAUAUUGUUAAGCUGUGUGUAAUGGAGUAUACUUGUUGAUAAUGUGUAUGGCAGGUGUGUUUUAACAAUUUAAUUCUUUCCCCAUGUAUAGUCAAAGCAGUAAUAAAUAAUUAGUGAAAUGUUGGGAAUACAAUCCCAAGUCAUUAGUAAAAUGUUGGGAGUACAAUCCCAAUUAAAAAAAGAAAUAGCAAAUUUUAUGGAUGUUACUUUUCCUGUCUUUCUUUUCUGUCAUCGACCAAUUUUAAGUCUUCUCAACACAUAUACAAACCGCUGUAUUCUUUUCCUGACUUGUACGUUUUUUCACGAGAUAUCUUGACUUAGAUAUCCCCAUGACAUUAUUGUUGUCCUUAUCAGUUUGUCUUGUAUGAGGAAGUCAAAAUUCUUCUUCAGCGGUGUGAGAUAGUGAAUGCCUAUUAUUGUUUAGGAGUCACUUCUGUCUUCUUCCUGCGUGAUGUUGACAGGAGCAAAUGUUAAAAACAAUGCAAACUCUUGAAUUCUUUAAGGGCAUUUCUUUUUUUGUCUUAGUCCAUUUAGUAGAGUAUAACAACAGAUUAUCGAUCCUUAAAGGAAGUGAAAGUUAGGAUUGUUUUUGACGAGCUUUAUUAGUGGAUGGCACCGUGGCAUGGAGGAACAUGCUCCAAUGAUGUGCAUCUCAUUGUUCUUUUAUGUCAAAUGUCUACUCAAGAUUGGCCUGCCCGCCUUGCCUUGGUGACGGAAGUGAAGCUAAAAGUAUAUCACUUUUUCUAUUAUGAGUAUUUUAUUUAGAAUUGCUGUCCUGCAUUCAGAAAGGGUGAAGUCUUUAAUCAUCUCAUUGUGUCCCCAGUGAAAGUAAAUUGAAGGGUCUCUUCAUAGGUCUUCAGACCCAGUGAACUGGGGAGAUGAAAAAAAGAAGAAAAUAAUGUAGUUUAUUGUGCAGUGGUCUCCCAGUCACUGUGCAGUAUUUUAUUUUUUUGCGUCCCUAGAUGUGUGAAAGAAAGCCUUAAUACUUGAAUAUUCUUUCUCAAGACUGACCUUCUAGGGAAAUGCUUAAGGCAGUGACAUAACAUUUUUACAAAUGUUAAUACUGUGUCAUUGCACAAUGUUUUGAAAAAGUAGGUGAUUAAUACUUAAGUGAUUUAUGGUUAUUUUGGAAAAAGUAGGUGAUUAAUACUUAAGUGAUUUAUGGUUAUUUUGCUAUCACAUGUGAAAUGUGUAUAUAUAAAUAUAAUAUAUAUAUAUACAUAAUGGCAUGGGUGUGUGUAUGAAUGAUGAUGAGAUAUGGACACUAACCCAUACCUUGUUGAAUUGGUAUGAAUGUGAGGUAUUAUUUCAUUUUUGUAGUAAUGAUAUAGGUAUCUUUAUAUAUCUGUUUGUGAAUAGGUUUGAAAGUUAUAUUUGAGAGGUAUUGUAAUAGGUAAGUCCAUCAUUAAUCCCAUUUUUAUUUGUCGCAUGUAUAUGUGUGUGUGAAUGUGUGGGAGCGCAAUAUCAUCCUGGCCGUUUGAAUGUCUGCUGUACAUUGUUAUGAGAGAUAUAAAAAUUUCGAAUUAUAAAUGAAUGAGUUUUUUACUUUCUCUUUUUAAGCUCAAAAUGACGAUUUCAUUUUUGUUUUCUUUGCACAUGUGAUACUGUAAUAUCCGUUGGUCAUGCACCAUAUUGACCCUGACAUUGAAAAUAAAUAAAUAAUAAUAAUAAUGAAGACCCAGACUUAGUUGAAAGAAGGUGUAACUUACUUUUUUUUAACUGUGAUUCAUCAUUCAUGCUAAUUUUCAGUCACGUGAAACUGUAGUAUAGAACUGUAGUCUAAUAAACAGUGAAAACUA